AUGACCCUGGCCGCUCUCCGUUCGCGCCAAUGGGACCUGGGCGCGAAAAUCAUAACCACCAUCACCAAGAUCCAUCCCAAUUUCGCCAAGGAGCAGAGCCCGAGUCUCGAUUUUUUCGCGUCGACGAACGAGGUGGCUCCGAUUGGGAUGUGCGUCCGUCAGAUGGGGCAAUGCGGAGCUCGAUCUCCCCUUCUGGAGGCCCGCAAAAAUGCCGACGACUUCAUCUACAUGACCGACCGGGGCGAGUUCCAGAAAUUCCUCGCCAAAAACCGCGACUACCGCGCCUCGCCCCAGGAGGUGGACAUUGUCGAGAACGGGUGGUACGGAAGCGGGGAGUGGCGGGCCGACGACGAGGCGAUACACCCCUACAAAAUUAAUGUCCCGCAAAAAGUGCUCGAUGACCUAAAAAGCCGACUUUUGCACUCGAGGGUCAGCCACGAGACGCUCGAGGAUUCCGACAAUUUCCGCUACGGGUUCAACACGCAUUAUUUAAAGGAAGUCCAAGAAUACUGGCGCUCCAAGUACGAUUGGCGCAAGCACGAGGCGGCCCUCAACGCGUUUACCCAGUUCACCACCGAGAUUGAGGGAAUUCAGGUUCACUUCAUCCGCUCGAAGGCGGCUUCUGGCUAUAAAAAGGUUCUACCCCUUCUGCUGGUCCACGGAUGGCCCGGAAAUGUCCAAGAGUUCGUGAAGCUGAUCCCGAUCCUAAAUGACCCGAAAAAGCACGGAUUCGACUACGACUUUGCAUUUGAAGUGGUUGCGCCGUCGAUUCCAGGCUAUGGAUUUUCUGGAAAUCCGAAAAAGACAGGCUUCUCCCAAGUGGAAUGCGCCCGAGUUUUCAAAAAGUUGAUGACCCGACUUGGAUUCGAGACAUUCUACUUGCAGGGUGGAGAUUGGGGAGCCAUCGUGACGACCAACCUGGCGAAGAUGUACAAGGAAAACGUCCUCGCCCUCCACGUCAACAUGAACGGCGCCGGCUCGUUCCACGGCAUCGGGCUGGUCAAGGCCAUUCUCGGCUCUUUUUCUGCCCCAAAACUAUUCUUUGCCUCACCCAACCAGGCCAACUUCAGCAUCUUCAGCCUGUUCGGGAUGAUCCUGGCUGAGUCGGGAUAUAUGCAUAUUCAGGGGACAAAGCCGGAUACUGUUGGAGUCGCACUCAACGAUUCUCCCAUCGGCCUCGCAGCCUACAUUCUGGAGAAGUUCUCAUCGUGGACAAACCUGGAGUUCCGCGACCUUCCAGAUGGCGGCAUCACCAAAAAAUUCACGCUCGACGAGGUGCUGACGGUGGUGUCCAUCUACUGGGCCCAGGGGAACAUCGCCAAUUCACAGCGAUUCUACAAGGAAUAUUUUGCCGACACUCGGAAUCAAGAGCUGGGAAAGGUCUUCUGCUCCGUCCCGACGGGCCACAGUAAUUUCGGAAACGAGCCCUUCGACAAGAUGCCGGAAGAGGUGAUGAAGCAUUACUACAAUCUGCAAUUCCGCCGCGAGCACCCGGAUGGCGGUCAUUUUGCCGCCUUGGAGCUUCCCAAGACGCUCGGAGGCGACCUCUUCGAGUUCAUCCACCAGCAGACCACGCCGAAGUUGAAGAAAAAUCCGGAAUUG
Messenger RNA from Mesorhabditis spiculigera, 1602 nucleotides. The record is from the annotation of a GenBank genome assembly. Lineage: Eukaryota; Metazoa; Nematoda; Chromadorea; Rhabditida; Rhabditidae.